UCCCGCCCCGCCCCCCGCGGCCUGCCGUCUCCCUUCCGGGUCGCGCAGGGCCGCCGCCGCCGCGCAGGACUCGGGGAUCCGCCCCCCGCGGCCGGGUCUCCACGCGGCUUCACCGCUCCCGGACCCUGCAGGAACAUCCUUCAACGAGUUUAUGCGUCUUACUGAGGACACCUGACCUUUUGAAGCUUCCUAAUUCACACCUAGAUGUCCCCGAUAUUUCCCAUGCUCACGGUGCUGACUAUGUUUUAUUAUCUAUGCCUUCGGCGCCGCGCCAGGCCGGCUGGGAGAGGAGAGAUGAUGAACAGCCACAGAUGCGCGGACCCGCACCGCCGGCCGUCCCCUCUCAAUGCAGAAGUGGUCCAGUACGCCAAAAAGGUGGUGGAUUUCAGUUCCCACUACGGAAGCGAGAACAGCAUGUCCUACACCAUGUGGAAUCUGGCCGGCGUGCCGAAUGUCUUCCCGAGUUCUGGUGACUUCACGCAGACUGCGGUGUUCCGGACCUACGGAACGUGGUGGGAUCGGUGCCCCAGCGCUCCCUCGCCGUUCAAGAGGACGCCGCCUGAUUUUCAGAGCCAAGACUACGUGGAGCUUACUUUCGAACAGCAGGUGUACCCCACGGCCGUCCACGUCCUGGAGACCUACCACCCUGGGGCCGUCAUCAGGAUCUUGGCCUGCUCUGCAGACCCCUGUUCCCCGAUUCCACCAGCUGACGUCAGAUGGGCGGUUCUUUGGUCUGAGAGACCUGUGAAGGCCAACGUCUCUCAGGCUCGCCAGUUCAAACCUUGCAUUAAGCAGAUAGACUUUCCUACAAAUCUUAUACGGCUGGAGGUGAACAGUUCUCUCCUGGAUUACUACACUGAGUUAGAUGCAGUUGUCCUCCACGGUGUAAAGGACAAGCCACUGCUUCCUCAGAAGACUUCGCCUGUUGCCAUGAAUGACCUGGAGGAGGACUAUGAAGAAAAGGACACCUGUGGAAUGGACAGUCUUACCAGAAAGCUGAGUACUGCUGCCCUCAGGGAAGAGGCAAAUAAUGGAUAUUUCGAUAAGCUGCCUUAUGAGCUCAUUCAGCUGAUUCUGGCCCACCUCACACUGCCAGACCUGUGUCGCCUGGCACAAACCUGCAAACUGCUGAACCAACACUGCUGUGACCCCCUACAAUACCUCCACCUUAAUCUGCAGCCAUACUGGGCAAAACUCGACGACGCCUCUCUGGAAUUCCUCCAGCCUCGCUGCGCGCUGGUCCAGUGGCUGAAUUUAUCGUGGACGGGCAACAGAGGUUUCAUCUCUGUUACGGGAUUUAGCAGGUUCCUGAAGGUUUGCGGAUCUGAGUUAGUGCGCCUUGAGUUAUCGUGCAGUCAUUUCCUUAAUGAAACUUGCUUAGAAACUAUUUCUGAGGUGUGUCCAAACCUACAAGACCUGAAUCUCUCCUCCUGUGAUAAACUGCCGCCUCAAGCUUUCAACCACAUCUCCAAAUUGUGUGGCCUUAGACGACUUGUUCUCUAUCGAACAAAGAUAGAGCAAACAGCACUGCUCAGCAUUUUGAACUUCUGUUCAGAGCUUCAACACCUCAGUUUGGGGAGCUGUAGAAUGAUUGAAGAUUAUGAUGUGAUAGCCAGCAUGAUGGGAGCCAAAUGCAAAAAGCUCCGCACUCUGGAUCUGUGGAGGUGUAAGAACAUCACAGAGAACGGCAUGGCGGAGCUGGCCUCUGGGUGCCCACUUCUUCAGGAACUCGACCUCGGCUGGUGCCCGGCCCUGCAGAGCAGCACCGGCUGUUUCGCCAGGCUGGCUCGCCAGCUCCCAAACUUGCAAAAACUCUUUCUUACGGCCAACAGAUCUGUGUGCGAUGCAGACAUUGAAGAACUGGCCUGCUACUGUACCAGAUUACGACAACUGGACAUAUUAGGAACAAGAAUGGUGAGCCCAGCAUCUUUAAGGAAACUUCUGGAGUCCUGUAAAGAUCUCUCUCUACUUGAUGUGUCCUUCUGUUCACAAAUCGAUAACAGAGCUGUGCAAGAACUUAAUGUGAGUUUUCCAAAAGUUUUCAUCAAAAAGAGCUUUACCCAGUGAUUUGAAAUACGUCCUAUGAUAAGAAUUAAUGUGCUUUCAUAGAGUCUUAUUCUGGGGGUUGGCUUGAGUUGUUGUUUUUUUCUUUGUUUGCAUUAUGACAUUAAUCUCCCAUUAAGAUAUUUGUAAAUUUUAAAGAAGAAUGUCAAAUCGUCCAUUAAAUCAGCUACGAAUGUAAAAAAAAAAAAAAAAAAUGUCUUCACAAAGUACUGAAGCAGUUUUCUUCAAGAAUGUGUGCGUGACUGCUAUCACUUCCCCCGUGCUAGUCAGCGGUGCUAUGCACAGGUCAUUUCCCUGUUUAAUGAGAGUCAUAUGGAAACGUCUUAGAGCUCUUUCAAGGAGCACUUGAGCAAGAAAGUAUCAUGGAAUUGAUGUGAAAAUAAAGUUGAUUUUCCUGAC
Messenger RNA from Erinaceus europaeus (western European hedgehog), 2463 nucleotides. It is a transcript of the gene FBXL4, whose product is annotated as F-box and leucine rich repeat protein 4. Lineage: Eukaryota; Metazoa; Chordata; Mammalia; Eulipotyphla; Erinaceidae. The record is from RefSeq and is a predicted model, not a curated record. The transcript has 8 exons. Gene Ontology annotation, cellular component: SCF ubiquitin ligase complex. Gene Ontology annotation, molecular function: protein binding. Gene Ontology annotation, biological process: SCF-dependent proteasomal ubiquitin-dependent protein catabolic process. The coding region runs from base 205 to 2067 and encodes 620 amino acids.